This is a messenger RNA of Eleginops maclovinus (Patagonian blennie), 679 nucleotides long. RefSeq names its product lactose-binding lectin l-2-like. NCBI's taxonomy places the organism in Eukaryota, Metazoa, Chordata, Actinopteri, Perciformes, Eleginopidae. The coding region runs from base 97 to 579 and encodes 160 amino acids. Gene Ontology annotation, molecular function: signaling receptor activity. The transcript has a single exon. The record is from RefSeq and is a predicted model, not a curated record.
CUGUCUCCUUCAGGUUCUCAAUCCCAUCCAACGCUUCAAAUAAACUCAACCUACAAACAACCCUUCAUCCUGCUCCUGUGACGGAGAGACAUCAUCAUGCUGUUGUUCCUCUUCCUGUUGGGUCUGGCUCUGGGUCCUGUGUCUCCUUCAGAUGACCCUCAAGUCAAGCUUCAGCGUGGCAGCUGUCCCAUGUUCUGGUUCUCCUUCAACAACCGCUGCUACAAGUACGUCUCCACACAUUUGACCUGGGCUGAGGCAGAGCUUCAAUGUGUGUCAGAGGGAGCCAACCUGGUGUCUAUCCACAGUCAGGCGGAACAUGAGUUUGUCAGAUCACUGAUCAAGAACUUUGAUCAUUUGGAGCAUUAUACCUGGAUCGGACUCAGUGAUGUCCACAAAGAAGAAAGCUGGAUGUGGUCUGAUGGGUGUGUAGACAAAUUUGUCUUUUGGUAUGCAGGAGAGCCGAACAACAUUGGAGGAACUGAACACUGUGUCGUCACCAACGAAUUUCACAAAUGGAAUGAUCUCCCAUGUUCUAAUACUUAUGCCUCAGUUUGUGCAUCUCGUAUAACUUGUCUUUAGCAACUGAGAUGUUAUACAUGUCUGAUUGAACCAGGUCACUGUAAAACUGUUACUCUGUUAACAUGCUUUUGACCACAAUAAAGACAUGAACGUAAACUUA